Messenger RNA from Asparagus officinalis (garden asparagus), 2235 nucleotides. Its product is annotated as nucleotide pyrophosphatase/phosphodiesterase-like. Lineage: Eukaryota; Viridiplantae; Streptophyta; Magnoliopsida; Asparagales; Asparagaceae. The record is from RefSeq and is a predicted model, not a curated record. The transcript has 13 exons. The coding region runs from base 153 to 2051 and encodes 632 amino acids. Gene Ontology annotation, molecular function: metal ion binding; acid phosphatase activity.
CUAUACCUCUCCUUAUCACAAAUUAAAUCAUGACCAAAUUCACGUCCAAGAAUCUCUCGCAUGUUCUUUAUGCUUAGAAAUUGUUCAGAUUUCUAUAUAAACCACCAAAUUUUGUCCCAAAGAAACAGAAACCUUAGCUAGAGUUCUUCAUCAUGGCAAUUUCAAACACUCAUAGGCUACUACUCUCUGUUCCUUUGUUUCUACUCAUUUCUUCUUCAUGUUCUUCUUCUCCUUUGCUCGGAGGUCCAAUAGACGAUAAGUUGAGAAAUCACACCAGGAUAUCGGAUUUCAGGGUUAUCAACAGGAGGUUUUUGGCUAAUUGUGACGAUCCAAAUCCAUACCUAGCGCUCGAUAUCAGCACAAAUUCUCCGUUACCAAAUGAAGCAAAUGUUACGGUCACAGUCAGCGGAGUUCUUGAUCCUGAUGAAUCUGAUUGGAUUGCGAUGAUAUCGCCUUCUAAAUCGAGUGCUAAAGAUUGUAUACUGAAUGGAUUUUACUAUAUUCAAACCGGAGAUCUUAGUAAUCUGCCUCUUCUCUGCCACUAUCCUGUCAAGGCCCAACACCUGAAGAAUGAUCCGUCUUACUUAGGCUGCAAGAAAAAUGAAUGUAGACUGCAGGGAGAUGAUGACUGUGGAGUGCAAACAUGCAAUGGAUCAGUAACAUUUCACAUAGUUAACUUCAGAACAGACGUGGAGUUUGUGCUCUUCACUGGUGGCUUUUCUACACCUUGUAUUUUGAAAAGAUCGGAUCCUAUUAGCUUCGCUAAUCCUUCGAUGCCAUUGUACGGUCACAUGUCGAGUAUUGAUUCAACAGCAACAUCGAUGAGACUGACAUGGGUUAGCGGCGACGAAAGCCCACAACAAGUUCAAUAUGGAAAUCAAAAAUUUGCAACUUCUAAUGUUACAACAUUUACGCAAGAUGAUAUGUGCAGUGGUGAUUUGGCUAGUCCAGCAAAGGAUUUCGGAUGGCAUAAUCCUGGAUACAUUCAUUCAGCUAUUAUGUCUGGGCUUCAACCAUCUCAAUCCUACACGUACAGAUACGGAAGUGAUUCUGUCGGUUGGAGCGAUCAAGUUGAGUUCAGAACUCCACCUGCGUCAGGAUCUGAUGAGUUACACUUUCUUACUUAUGGUGACAUGGGAAAAGCUCCUCUAGACGCAUCUGCAGAGCAUUAUAUCCAGCCUGGAUCAUUAUCAGUGAUUAGAGCAAUGACCGAAGAUAUUUCAUCAGGGAAGUAUGAUUCAAUUUUUCAUAUUGGGGACAUAAGCUAUGCCACUGGUUUCUUGGUAGAAUGGGACUACUUCCUCAGUUUGAUCACUCCAUUGGCUAGCCAUGUCAGCUACAUGACCGCCAUAGGUAACCAUGAGAGGGAUUAUGAAGGAUCAGGAUCAGUAUACAUAACACCAGAUUCUGGCGGAGAAUGUGGAGUAGCUUAUGAAACUUAUUUCCCAAUGCCUACAAGUGCUAAAGAUAAGCCAUGGUACUCAAUUGAACAAGCGAGCGUUCAUUUUACUGUCAUCUCCACUGAACAUGAGUGGACUAAUAAUUCUGAGCAAUAUGAGUGGAUCAAAAAGGACUUGGCGUCUGUUGAUAGAGGAAGAACGCCUUGGGUAAUCUUCAUGGGGCACAGACCCAUGUACUCUUCCGUUAGUAGUAUACCUCCAAGUACAGAUUCAAGGUUUGUCAAAUCCAUUGAGCCACUUUUGAUGGAGUACAAGGUUGAUUUGGUUUUGUUUGGCCAUGUUCAUAACUAUGAAAGAACCUGUGCCAUUUACCAAAAAGAAUGUAAAGCAAUGCCAAAGAAGGGAAAAGACGGUAUUGAUACUUAUGACAACAACAACUAUACUGGACCGGUUCAUGCAAUUAUUGGAAUGGCUGGAUUUUCAUUAGACGAGUUUCCAGACGAUGCAGAGAAUUGGAGCAUGGUAAGAAUUUCUGAAUUUGGUUAUGUACGUGUGCACGCAACCAGACAAGAUAUUUUGGCAGAGUUUGUGAACUCAAAUACUACCGAAGUGCAAGAUAGAUUUCGGUUGGUUAAAGGAGGGACCAUGUGAACUCCCUAACGCAUAUUGGCUAUCCUUUUGGAUCUUCAUGGUGAAAGAGUACAGAUAGCAACUUUUUUUUUUUGGUAUUUAUACAGAAUAAACAAUAUGGAGUGCAGUUGUAAUAUCCAUUGUUUGUAGAAAGCUAUCAUUUUUUGCCAUCAAUAAAUUUCACGCUCUAGCUUUUUUUUAAAAA